This is a messenger RNA of Daldinia vernicosa, 846 nucleotides long. RefSeq lists its product as uncharacterized. Bases 1 to 846 code for a protein of 281 amino acids. The transcript is spliced from 2 exons. NCBI's taxonomy places the organism in Eukaryota, Fungi, Ascomycota, Sordariomycetes, Xylariales, Hypoxylaceae. The record is from RefSeq and is a predicted model, not a curated record.
AUGGAGCAUUUCGAAACUAAGCUUCCGGCGUCGCGCGAGGCAUCGCUUCAGAUUCGCGGAGACCGCGUCAACCAAAGGGCGAUGUGCAUCUUACUCCACGCCAUACCAAAAGACAUGCUGAGAUCCCUGAUAUUAGGCACCGUUGCCUUCGAUCAGCUGAAGUCGACCAGAAAGCUAGCACACUACGCAGCGGGCGGUCCAGAUGUGUAUGUCGCCGCCAUGGCUAUCGAAGACCGAGAUGGGAAAUGGCUCAGCCGCAAUGAUAUUAGAGAUCUUAUCUACGUAUUACUCAAGUAUAUCAGAGCCUACACUGCGUGGGAAAGCCACAAGGGCAAGUCGGAUAGCCCAGAAGACCCUGUACUUGUUAUCUUUGCCCGAGACAUUGACACCCAGUACGGGGGGAGAGAUAGUGAGCACAUUAGUGACCCAAGAUGGGUUCAACGAGCGCGUCCCGGGAACUACAAACGAUACGAGCUCUUCCAGCACCUUGACGGAAGCCGAGAGGUAGCAAAUAGAAAGGCAUAUCUCGAGCGUAUGGAACUCGUAGCCGGCUUCCCAAGCCAUGAAGCUCAAAACUCGCUAGGAGAACUCAGGAGAGUCCAGCAGGAUAUAUACGCCCUCGAUAGCCAACGCACCGCCCUCAUCCAAAGACUAGAGGAGGAAAAGGCAGACCUAGAGCGCCAAAAAGAGGCCGCGGAGAAAUACGUAAGAAUGCUGAGAGCGCUAACCCAGGUGUUCAGAACCUUUCUGGGCCCUCUCGAUCGCGAAGAGCACGAACCCCAACGUCAGGACGAACCUGACCAAGAGGAUGACGAUGAUGAUGUUCAAAUAAUCUCUCGUCCCUGA